UCUGAUCUGUUCGCCACUUUAACAGCAGUGGGAGAAGCGGAGCGUGAGACGGGCCGUUAAUGACUCCAUUUUCACGUUAUUUUUAAUCUACCAUGGCCAUCAAGGCACUCGACUGAUUACUGACAGCCUCCGGUUUUAUUAUUUUUUUAACAUUAGAAACUUCGGCGCGUGGAAAACUCGAGUUUGAAGAGCCUGCGCGUGUGAAAGAGUUGGGCGUGAGGCGUCGUCGGGGUGGCUCCCUCAUUUAUACCACUUGUGAUUUCACAUGAGAUUUCUUUCUUCUGCGCAUUUUUUAAAAACUUCUUCGACUUCUUAUAUCGCUUGAAAGCGUUCGAAACUCCAGAAAGAUGGGGUGCACCCUGAGCUCGGACGACAAGAGCGCCCAGGAGAGGAGUAAAAUGAUUGACAAAAACCUGCGGGAUGAUGGAGAGAAAGCGUCGCGAGAGGUCAAGCUGCUGCUGCUGGGGGCUGGUGAAUCUGGAAAGAGUACAAUUGUCAAACAGAUGAAAAUCAUCCAUGAAGCGGGCUACUCAGAGGAAGAGUGCAAACAGUACAGAGCCGUCGUCUACAGCAACACUAUCCAGUCCAUCAUCGCCAUCAUAAGGGCCAUGGGCCGCCUGAAGAUUGACUUUGCGGAUCCUGGGCGGGCUGAUGAUGCAAGGCAGCUGUUUGUGCUGGCCGGCUCUGCAGAUGAGGGAUAUAUGACGAGCGAGCUGUCAGGAAUCAUCCAGCGGCUGUGGAAGGAUGGUGGUGUUCAGGCUUGUUUCAUUCGCUCCAGAGAGUACCAGCUCAAUGACUCUGCCUCAUACUACCUGAAUGACCUAGACAGAAUAUCCAGUUCUUCCUAUGUCCCAACUCAGCAAGAUGUCCUGAGGACCAGGGUGAAGACAACCGGUAUUGUAGAGACCCACUUCACUUUCAAGGAUCUUCACUUCAAAAUGUUUGAUGUGGGCGGCCAGAGAUCCGAGAGGAAGAAGUGGAUCCACUGUUUUGAGGGAGUGACCGCUAUCAUCUUCUGCGUGUCUCUCAGUGACUAUGAUCUCGUCCUGGCUGAAGAUGAAGAAAUGAACCGAAUGCAUGAGAGUAUGAAGCUGUUUGACAGCAUCUGCAACAACAAGUGGUUCACGGAUACUUCCAUCAUCCUGUUUCUCAACAAGAAGGAUCUGUUUGACGACAAGAUAAAAAGAAGCCCGCUUACUAUUUGUUUCCCUGAGUAUACUGGUUCCAGCACAUAUGAGGACGCGGCCGCUUACAUUCAGUGUCAGUUUGAGGACCUGAAUAAGAGGAAGGACACCAAGGAGAUCUACUCUCACUUCACCUGCGCCACCGACACCAAGAACGUGCAGUUUGUCUUUGACGCAGUCACUGAUGUCAUCAUCAAAAACAACCUUAAGGACUGUGGGCUCUUCUAAAACAAGCCAUCUCCCUGUGUGACUGCGAGUGGCCUGAUGUGAAAUCUUUGGGAGAACUAGAGCAGGAGGAAGGUCAACCAUGAAAUGCGUUACUUACCUAUAUUUAUGUUCUCCAAACAUUUUUUUUUGUUUGUUUUUGUUUUUACUGCGUUUUAGGAAAAAAAGAGCAUUUUGUGUAAAAUAUUUGUACAACUGUAAUUGUUGCUGAAGUUUUCACCACUUUUAGAUGUUGAUUUACAGGUCCUUUUUUAAGGGUAUUUUUCAUUCAAAGGGAUUUUGGGAA
Sinocyclocheilus grahami is the source of this 1695-nucleotide messenger RNA. RefSeq names its product guanine nucleotide-binding protein G(i) subunit alpha-1-like. Lineage: Eukaryota; Metazoa; Chordata; Actinopteri; Cypriniformes; Cyprinidae. Gene Ontology annotation, cellular component: cytoplasm; heterotrimeric G-protein complex. The record is from RefSeq and is a predicted model, not a curated record. The transcript has 9 exons. Gene Ontology annotation, biological process: adenylate cyclase-modulating G protein-coupled receptor signaling pathway. Gene Ontology annotation, molecular function: GTPase activity; G-protein beta/gamma-subunit complex binding; GTP binding. The coding region runs from base 348 to 1412 and encodes 354 amino acids.